AUGGACUCCACCGGAGCAGGGGUCUCACCUUCAAUAUCUCUGUCUGAGCAUGGGGAAUAUGCUGCUCAGAUAAGUGGGAAAGAUCUCAUCCUGCAUCUCAACCCAACUUCUUCUGGGUUCCAGGAUGUAGAGAUUGUCAAAGUCAAAGAAAGCUCGUUGAAAUUCUUGAAGUUCUCACGAGCGAGCUACACUGUAUCACCAGAUACAUAUACCGCUAGAGGCGAAACUGCACCAGGGAGACGUGUGCUCCAUGCCAGUGAUGCACGUGUUCUUGUAUGGCAAUUGCUCCCAUUGCAAUUACAUGCUGAAAUCGAGAGUAUCGAGCCCGGUGCCUUGAAUAUUGAUUUCGGCAGCGAUGAAAACGAGGUCAUAGUUUUCCACGCAUGGAAUACAAGGUUAACUGUGUAUGCUCUGGAUACCGGCCGCAGCCAGGUUAUUAAAUCUCCGAAGUUUGCUCAUCAUAAUGGCUUUGGGUACCGACCUAAGACAGGACAGUUUGCGAUCUUGUUAAAGCCAGACGCAGUGGACCUAUUGACUAUCCAUGGGUUCAGAUCGUACGAGCUGAUAAACCGUGCGGUGCUACCGACAGUAGACGCUCAAGGCUUGAAAUGGAGCCCCGACGGGCGAUGGGUAGCCGUCUGGGAUGCAGCCAGUGCGGGUACCAAGGUUCUUGUAUUCACUGCCGACGGAAAACUCUUCAGGACUUAUACCGGGCCACCGGGAUUCGAUGAUUCUUUUGACCUUGGAGUCCGAGGUAUAGAAUGGAGUCCGGUUGCAAAUGAGAGUGGUGCCUCGGAGUAUCUAGCCAUCGGUAAGGUCGAUGGAACUGUUGAUAUUUUACGAUGCAAAACAUUCUCAUGCUCUACAACAUUAUCCCAUGUCUUUCAAAUCGAUGACAAUUCGCCCAGUAUAUGGCGCGAGCGCUACGCAACUGCAGAUGGGACACUUGAAUAUGCCGAAUCGUCCAGUUCUUCUGCCUUUAGCAUAACUGCAGAAACAUCCGGCCCUCCGCGGGGCGUGUCAAUCAUGACAUUCAGUUGUGACGGAAACCUCCUAGCCACUGUAGACCAAACACGGCCAAACAUUGUCUGGAUAUGGAACUUGGAGUCCACUGCCGUGCUGCUAUCAGCUUUGGUCCACGAACAUCCAGUCAGACAGGCUGCAUGGCAUCCCUCGAAGAUACAGCUACUUAUCGUCACUGCUAACAAUGCUGUUGCUGCUGUUCGAUCCUGGACACCUGACGGCCAGCCGUCAAUCAUUUACAUUCCUACUUCACGAAGCGACAGCGGGCGGUACGAUGUGAGGUGGCUUUCCAGUCAAGGAGACGACGCAAAGUUUUGGUUUGGAACUACUGAAGAAUACACACUUGGUCGUAUCGAGAGCGAAGGUGAUAGUUCACGGUUUAAAGUGCUCAAUACUAUUAAGGGUAAAGCCUCUACUGGAAGCCACAGUGCAGGCAUGAGCCGGUAA
Messenger RNA from Aspergillus oryzae RIB40, 1470 nucleotides. RefSeq names its product WD40 repeat domain-containing protein. The transcript has 3 exons. Lineage: Eukaryota; Fungi; Ascomycota; Eurotiomycetes; Eurotiales; Aspergillaceae. The coding region runs from base 1 to 1470 and encodes 489 amino acids. The record is from RefSeq and is a predicted model, not a curated record. Gene Ontology annotation, cellular component: mitotic spindle; MWP complex; microtubule organizing center. Gene Ontology annotation, molecular function: protein binding. Gene Ontology annotation, biological process: protein localization to mitotic spindle pole body; microtubule anchoring at mitotic spindle pole body; mitotic sister chromatid segregation.